AUGUCCAGAAUACUGUUAAAUAAUAACUUCAAAUUGCUCAAAGUGCGCAGUUUGGGCCACGAAUCGGUGGUGGACCGAUUGUGUUACGACGAGCUCGACUCCAACACCGAAGUGGCAGAAUUCAGAAAGAAAAUCGUCUCUGCCAUACUAGCAAAUGAACUGUACAAAUCGCACAAUUCAGGGCUGCUCAUACCCACCAGCUCUCGAUUCUAUAGCCACGGACGAUCAAUGAGCGAUAAGCCGGACUUUGCAGACGUGCUCCGACAUCUGGAGCUCAAACUGCGGAUUAAGGAGUUUGAGUGCGAAGAGAGACAUCUCAAGAUGGGCGCCAUCAGAUUCAAACUGCUCAACGUGAUACCGUACCAGAUCAUGAUUUUCAUCGAGAUCGAGCCGGGAACGGUCUUGCUGAUGGCCAGAAUGCUGCCAAAACUGUACCAGGUCGCCACAGACUUCCUGGUGAACGACAUUGGAUCUCUGAUCAGUCCGGUCGAACUCAGCGAUGUAUUCCUCAAAAACACGCUCAAUUCCACAAUCGAAGAGCUCGGCUCGUCGUUGGUCGGCGAGCUCGAGCUGGCGUUCGCAAACAUCAAAACAACCAACAAUGCGCUCAAUCAAAUAAUCAUCAACGUUCCAGCGACCGACGUGGACAAGUUUCCGAAAACCGACUUCACCACGUCUUUGUUUGGCUACCUCCGCAAAAGUACAGCGCUAGACUUCGAACAGCUGCGACUCACGAAAAUCCGGUGCAACCUUUAUUUAUUUUUGUCCGAAGGGCGUCUUCGGUUCACCAACGAGCUCUCGUUCGCUCCGUUUUUUGAUGAAUCCGACCCGCGGCCCUCGCUGUGGCCGUUUGUGCUGUCAAUAUGCGACCUGUGUAUGUCCAAAUGA
Molecule: messenger RNA, 888 nt
Organism: Ogataea angusta
Lineage: Eukaryota; Fungi; Ascomycota; Pichiomycetes; Pichiales; Pichiaceae
Exons: 1
Coding region: 1-888 (295 amino acids)
Source: RefSeq, a predicted model, not a curated record